AUGUCUUCGCUAGAUCCGCCCACAUAUCUCACCUCGAUACAAAACAACAUCCGCGCCCGGCCAAUAUCAUGGGAAGGCGCAGUGCGGGCCAAGACUAUCACAGACGCAGACCUCAAGAAGAUCAAGUCAAUUGAUAAGGUGCGCAAAGAGCAGCGGAAGCAGACAAUCGAAGCCGAUUUGGGCAGCUUCGUCACCCUGCUACUUGGUGGAAAUGGCUCGCAGAGCAUAUUCGAGGCAGCAGCCAAGCGCCAGGAUAUCAUCCACUACAUGCUGGUCUUGUUGGGCGACAUGAUUGAGGAUAUCCCAGCCCUGACCAAGGCUCUUGUUCAACACCAGACACCCUACAGGCCCUUUCUACCGCUGUUGAAAGCUUCGUCCAACAACGAGGACCCUGUACCGCUCCUCACAUCUUCUGUACUAUCUGGCCUACUCUCCUACGCCGUUUUGGAGCCAUCCAAGGAUUCGGCCCAGCUUGAUGAAGCUCUCCCACAGUUGUUCAGCUACCUUUCCACACUAGCGAAGGCAUCCGAUGCUGGUCUUCAGGAUAUUGCAGUGCGAGAGUACUCGGCUGUGCUACGUAGCACCAAGGCUAGACAUCUCUUCUGGAAGCAAAGGAAGGAGACACUGAAUCCCCUCUUCGAUAUCCUGAAGGCUGCGGCAGGAUCAGCAAAGGACACAGAUUCCAACCUAUACAGUGGGAACGGCAGCAUCCGCAGUACCCCAGAUGGCGGUCUGUCUGGCGGUGUUGGUCUGCAGCUUCUGUACCAUGUCCUUCUCGUAAUCUGGCAGCUGAGUUUCGAGGGCGAGCUCAUUGGCGAGGGCCUCCAGGAUGAACACGACGUUGUAAUCUUGUAUACUCAACUCUUGAAAGUAUCACCAAAGGAGAAAACCACAAGACUUCUGCUUUCGACCCUGUUGAAUCUGUUGACAGCAAACCGCUCGACCCUUUUGCCCACUGCCGUACUUGCCCGUCUACCGUCUCUACUCUCCAGCCUGAAGUCGCGCCAUUUAACUGAUGAAGAUGCCCUUGAGGACCUACAGUCGCUCAAUGACCUGCUGGAGGAAUACACCAAGACACAGACUACCUUCGACGAGUACGCUGCCGAAAUUCACUCUGGACACCUCCGCUGGUCACCACCUCACCGCAAUCCUGACUUUUGGCGGGAAAAUGCGCGUCGUAUUCUAGAGGAAAAUAAGGGUGAAUUACCUCGGAAGCUUGCCGAGAUUCUGUCUAAGAGCUGGGAAAGCGACAAACAGGUGCUUGCUAUUGGGUGCAAUGAUGUCGCAUGUUUAGUCAAGGAAGUACCGGAGAAGAGACAGCAGCUUGAGAAGCUGGGACUGAAGGCCAGGGUAAUGGCGCUCAUGCAGGAGGCAGACGAGAGUGUACGAUGGGAGAGUUUGCGGGCUGUUGGCGAGUGGCUGAGAUACAGCUUCGAAUCGAAGACAUCGUUGCCGGUUAGAUAG
Molecule: messenger RNA, 1464 nt
Organism: Plenodomus lingam JN3
Lineage: Eukaryota; Fungi; Ascomycota; Dothideomycetes; Pleosporales; Leptosphaeriaceae
Biological process (GO): proton transmembrane transport
Cellular component (GO): fungal-type vacuole membrane; vacuolar proton-transporting V-type ATPase, V1 domain
Molecular function (GO): proton-transporting ATPase activity, rotational mechanism
Source: RefSeq, a predicted model, not a curated record